AAACAAGUGCGCUCCCUACUGCAGUCACCAGGAGGCGCUAGUCCCGCCUGUCUCCCGGCACGGGUCCUCGUUUGCGCACGCGUCAUUUCUUUCCUCCAGCGUCCCCGCCCCUUCUCCUCCGGCCGCCACCAGUUUCGCUUGGCCAGUUGCGUUCGUGCGGCGACGUCCACGCAUUUUCUGACGUAGCGAGCGACGGCGGGGAGCCGAGCGGAAGUCCAGCACUAUUGCCGCUAGAGGAGGGGAGGGGUGAGAAGCAUAAGUGGCACCGGAAGUGGAAUUAAUCCGCCUACCUCUCCUGCGCCUGCGAAACAGAAAAGACAAGGCGCCUGUCGGGCGGGGUGUGGCUUCGGGUGGCGGAGAACGCUGCGAUUGGCCCUCGGCUGUGGCGACAGCGACGAUUGGUCCCUGCGUGCAGAGCGCGAGGUCCCCCCUAUUGGAAGUAAAGGGGAACAUAGAACUGAAGAGACCUCUGAUUAAGGCCCCUUCCCAGCUGCCUCUCUCAGGAAGCAGACUCAAGAGGAGGCCUGACCAGAUGGAAGAUGGCCUGGAGCCUGAGAAGAAACGGACAAGAGGCCUGGGUGCAACGACCAAAAUUACCACAUCCCACCCAAGAGUUCCAUCCCUCACUACAGUGCCACAGACACAAGGCCAGACCACAGCUCAAAAAGUUUCCAAGAAGACAGGACCCCGGUGUUCCACAGCUAUUGCCACAGGGUUGAAGAACCAGAAGCCAGUUCCUGCUGUUCCUGUCCAGAAGUCUGGCACAUCAGGUGUUCCUCCCAUGGCAGGAGGGAAGAAACCCAGCAAACGUCCAGCCUGGGACUUAAAGGGUCAGUUAUGUGACCUAAAUGCAGAACUAAAACGGUGCCGUGAGAGGACUCAAACGUUGGACCAAGAGAACCAGCAGCUUCAGGACCAGCUCAGAGAUGCCCAGCAGCAGGUCAAGGCCCUGGGGACAGAGCGCACAACACUGGAGGGGCAUUUAGCCAAGGUACAGGCCCAGGCUGAGCAGGGCCAACAGGAGCUGAAGAACUUGCGUGCUUGUGUCCUGGAGCUGGAAGAGCGGCUGAGCACGCAGGAGGGCUUGGUGCAAGAGCUUCAGAAAAAACAGGUGGAAUUGCAGGAAGAACGGAGGGGACUGAUGUCCCAACUAGAGGAGAAGGAGAGGAGGCUGCAGACAUCAGAAGCAGCCCUGUCAAGCAGCCAAGCAGAGGUGGCAUCUCUGCGGCAGGAGACUGUGGCCCAGGCAGCCUUACUGACUGAGCGGGAAGAACGUCUUCAUGGGCUAGAAAUGGAGCGCCGGCGACUGCACAACCAGCUGCAGGAACUCAAGGGCAACAUCCGUGUAUUCUGCCGGGUCCGCCCUGUCCUGCCGGGGGAGCCCACUCCACCCCCUGGCCUCCUCCUGUUUCCCUCUGGCCCUGGUGGGCCCUCUGAUCCUCCAACCCGCCUUAGCCUCUCCCGGUCUGACGAGCGGCGUGGGACCCUGAGUGGGGCACCAGCUCCCCCAACUCGCCAUGAUUUUUCCUUUGACCGGGUAUUCCCACCAGGAAGUGGACAGGAUGAAGUGUUUGAAGAGAUUGCCAUGCUUGUCCAGUCAGCCCUGGAUGGCUAUCCAGUAUGCAUCUUUGCCUAUGGCCAGACAGGCAGUGGCAAGACCUUCACAAUGGAGGGUGGGCCUGGGGGAGACCCCCAGUUGGAGGGGCUGAUCCCUCGGGCCCUGCGGCACCUCUUCUCUGUGGCUCAGGAGCUGAGUGGUCAGGGCUGGACCUACAGCUUUGUAGCAAGCUACGUAGAGAUCUACAAUGAGACUGUCCGGGACCUGCUGGCCACUGGAACCCGGAAGGGUCAAGGGGGCGAGUGUGAGAUUCGCCGUGCAGGGCCAGGGAGUGAGGAGCUCACUGUCACCAAUGCUCGAUAUGUCCCUGUCUCCUGUGAGAAAGAAGUGGACGCCCUGCUUCAUCUGGCCCGCCAGAAUCGGGCUGUGGCCCGCACAGCCCAGAAUGAACGGUCAUCACGCAGCCACAGUGUAUUCCAGCUACAGAUUUCUGGGGAGCACUCCAGCCGAGGCCUGCAGUGUGGGGCCCCCCUCAGUCUUGUGGACCUGGCCGGGAGUGAGCGACUUGACCCCGGCUUAGCCCUCGGCCCCGGGGAGCGGGAACGCCUUCGGGAAACACAGGCCAUUAACAGCAGCCUGUCCACGCUGGGGCUGGUUAUCAUGGCCCUGAGCAACAAGGAGUCCCACGUGCCUUACCGGAACAGCAAACUGACCUACCUGCUGCAGAACUCUCUGGGUGGUAGUGCUAAGAUGCUCAUGUUUGUGAACAUUUCUCCACUGGAAGAGAACGUCUCCGAGUCCCUCAACUCUCUACGCUUUGCCUCCAAGGUGCGAUUACCACCCGUCAGCCUUGUCAGGACCCGUGGGUGGUUGUAGGCUUCUCCAUUCCAAUCCCUUUUGUCUUCUAGGGCAGGGAGCACAUUUGUGCAGAAAGGUUUUGCAGGUAUCUGAGGCACUGCUCACCUGGUUCCAUUUUUAAUUAUUAGCUUUUGAGUUAAAUUUUUUAAAAAACGGGUGAUUAAUUUAACCUGAGAAAGCUGAUUAAAAAAAAAAGAAAAGGUGACUAAAAGGUCUAAACUGGUUGGGCGCAGUAGCUCAUGCCUAUAAUCCGAACACUUCGGGAGGCCAAGGCAGGAGGAUUGCUUGAGCCCAGGAGUUUAAAAUCAGUCUGGGCAACAUAGUGAGACCCUGUCUCUACAAAAAAUAGGAAAAUUAGCUGGGUGUAAUGGCUCACACCUGUAGUUCCAGCUACUCAGGAGGCUGAGGUGGGAGGAUCACCUGAACCUGGGAGGUGGAGGCUGCAGUGAGCCGUGAUCCUACCACUGCACUUCAGCCUGGGUGACAGAGUAAGACCUUGUCUCAAAAAACCAACACACAAAAAAUCCCUAAGAUUCCUCCCUAUCAGCAUACAGAGAUCAUUAUUUUUAGGUCUGCCUAGACUCCACUAUGUAGCUGCACCAAAAUUUAUCCACCAGUUCCCUCUACUGGACACUUGGAUUGUUUCCACACUUUUUUAGUCACAAACAAGGCCACGUUGACUAACUUUGUACAUACAUCAUUUUGUAUUUUUCAGUUACAUCUAACUAGGGAAAUAGUCCUUGAAAUGGGAUUACUGGAUCAAAGACUUAGAGGUUUUUCAGACUAUUCCAAAUAGUGUGAAUUCAGACUCCAAACCUCAUGAGGGUCAGCCAGUGGCUAUAUGAAUUCUCACUAAUGAGAAUUCCUUCCACUAGAAUCUCCUUCCACUAGUGUUAAGCAAGUCAGAAAGUUUCCUUACUGUCUGCCUCCACAGUAAUUUUUUUCUCUGGUACACCCUCCUCCUGCGCGUAUAGCCCUUUGAUGGGCUCUGGCUUUAUUUGAGGUCUGAUCAGGUCUGUCCUGCUGUGCGCUUGGGCCUCCUCCCAGUCAGCACUGAUUGUUGCUGUGGAGUAGCCAGCACCUGCACCCUGAUCUGGUAUUCUACUUUGAUGAGGGUUUCCCUCACUAUCUUGCAAGUUCAAUUUUAGAGGGUGGUGAUGUUUUUUCUAACUUUUUAUUAAUGUUAUACCAAUGUAACAUCCAACAACAUGAACUUUAAUAUCCUCUAAUACCCAGUUUAUGUUAAAUUUCACCCAACUGUCUCAGAAGUGUCUUUUAUACAUAAUAGGUUUGUUCAAAUCAGGAUCCAGGCAAGGGCCACCCACUUGGUUGAAAUGUCUCAAGUUCCACAACCCUAUCCCACACUGCCACUAUUAUGUCGUUUGUUGAAGGUCAUUUGUCCUAUAGAAUAUACUAUUCUGGAUUUUGGCUGGUUGCUUCCUCUUUCCCCCAUACUUUCACUUAUUUAUCAUAUUUGGGUGUUGUCAACCUGACCCAUCCAUUUACAAGCUCCUUAUUGACUUUUUCACCUAGUGAUUUUAUCCAGCAGUGACCAUACCUGGAUCUUUAUUUCAUUAAGGGGUUUCUAAAUGGGGAUUUUUCUAAUCUUAGUUGUUCUGCAUUGGUUAGUCACGAUUCUUUUAUGAAGACAUUUGCCUUGCCAUCUACUUGGUUUCUCUGAAAUUCAAUUCAUACAGGAAAAACAAGAUAAAUGCUGAAUUAUUUAUUGAUUUUCAGUAUUGAGUUGAUAUCCUAGCAGCUUCCAAAGGUGACCAAUGAAUGUUUAUCUGAGGGUUAUUUUUAUUUUUAUUUUUUUUGAGACAGGGACUUGCUCUGUUGCCCAGACUGGAAUUCAGUGGCUCAAUCAUAGCUCAUUGUAGCCACCAAAAGUGUUGGGAUUAUAGGCGUGAGCCACCCAGCCCGGCCACAGUCGUUCUUCUUUCUGAUGCUCAAAUUGCCCCAUCUUUAGCCAAUAGGAACCUCCUGGCCGGGCGCGGUGGCUCAUGCCUGUAACCCCAGCACUUUGGGAGGCCGAGGUGGGUGGAUCACGAGGUCAGGAGAUCGAGACCAUCCUAACACGGUGAAACCCCGUCUCUACUAAAAAUACAAAAAAUUCACCGGGCGUGGUGGCGGGCGCCUGUAGUCUCAGCUACUUUGGGAGUCUGAGGCAGAAUGGCUUGAACCCGGGAGGUGGAGCUUGCAGUGAGCCGAGAUCGCGCCACUGCACUCCAGCCUGGGCGACAGAGCAAGACUCCGUCUCAACAACAACAACAAAAAAAAGAGCCUCCUUCAGAUUGGUGCCAGUGUCCUUUAGACAGAACUCUAGUAGUCUUUUCAGAUUCAACUUGUACAUUUCCUUCCCCAGACUUCAACUGAUCCAUUUUCUAAGGAGUCCUAGUUCCUAAAUGGGUGUUAUUACUAUUUUAUCUCGGUUUAAGUGUUUUACAGUGGGAGAGGUUGGAGGUCUCUAGUACAGGGUAUUGCUGGAAAUGAAAGCCUCCUUUCUCUGCUCCUGUAUUUUCUUCUGGGGCUUCCAUCUCUUCUCAAGCCUUUUCACCUCCUCCAA
Homo sapiens (human) is the source of this 4982-nucleotide messenger RNA. It is a transcript of the gene KIFC1, whose product is annotated as kinesin family member C1. Gene Ontology annotation, cellular component: spindle; centrosome; nucleus. The record is from RefSeq and is a predicted model, not a curated record. Gene Ontology annotation, biological process: microtubule-based movement; spermatogenesis. The transcript is spliced from 10 exons. NCBI's taxonomy places the organism in Eukaryota, Metazoa, Chordata, Mammalia, Primates, Hominidae. Gene Ontology annotation, molecular function: microtubule binding; microtubule motor activity; ATP binding. Bases 533 to 2434 code for a protein of 633 amino acids.